CAAGCAUUCAAGCAGAGCAGAGUAAGUCUGGGGGCGUCGUCAAGUGAAUAACGAGACCAAAACAUCUCUCAAAACAAACAGCACUGAUACAAGUCAAUGGGUUCAAAGGCAGCAGCAAUAUCGAGUCCAGUCCCGGUGGCAUGGUACCCAACCCUAGCAGUCUUCAUGCUGGCCAUCGGCCUUAUUGUCACUGCUUCCUUCUUCAUUUAUGAAGCAACCUCUUCUAGGAGAAAUCGCAGUUUGGCAAAGGAGCUUACAACAGGAGCAAUUGCCUCUUUAUUUCUGGGCUUUGGGUCCUUGUUCCUGUUACUUGCUUCUGGUGUUUAUGUCUAAGUUGGUCAAUUUUGAACCAAAAUUAUGUUAAGCAGGAUUGGCUGCAUAUGAUGAAAUGUUUAAUUCUGCCAAUUUAGUUGAGAACUUGGUGAUCAAUGAUUUAUGGACUAUGAUGUUACAUCAUUAAUCUUUUUGAGUGAUUUAUGAAUUCAGGAGGCUGUCCUCUUCAUUUUUGCUGU
This is a messenger RNA of Populus euphratica (Euphrates poplar), 512 nucleotides long. Its product is annotated as transmembrane protein 258-like. Gene Ontology annotation, cellular component: oligosaccharyltransferase complex. NCBI's taxonomy places the organism in Eukaryota, Viridiplantae, Streptophyta, Magnoliopsida, Malpighiales, Salicaceae. Bases 97 to 333 code for a protein of 78 amino acids. The transcript has 4 exons. The record is from RefSeq and is a predicted model, not a curated record.